AUGAUGAGGUCGUACUAUGAGAAGUACGAGGAAGCUAGAAGAACCACCGAGCACUCGGUAUCUCGGCAAGUCAGCGCCAAUAUAGGAUCACCAGUUCUUGGCAAAAGAAGGCUGGAAGAAGAGUUUGCUCAAUACAAGUCAAGAAGGAGGUCCUACAUGCAACCAAAGUAUGAGCUGGACAUGUAUUUGGAGGAAAAUUUCGACAGCUCCGGGGGAAGUUUUGAUAUUUUGAUAUGGUGGAAAACACAUGCUGAAAAAUAUCCCGUGCUCUCAACCGUGGCUCAUGAUUUCCUUGUAAUACCUCUUAGCACCGUGUCAUCUGAAUCAGCAUUCAAUUGCAGUGGAAGGACUUUAGGAGAUUUCCAAUGCUCGAUGAUGCCCGGAACUCUUGAGGCUUUAGUUUGCGGAAAAGAUUGGCUUAUCAAAAUUCCAAAUAAUGAAGGCCCAAGUGGGACAGCCUAA
Molecule: messenger RNA, 462 nt
Organism: Triticum turgidum subsp. durum (durum wheat)
Lineage: Eukaryota; Viridiplantae; Streptophyta; Magnoliopsida; Poales; Poaceae
Source: the annotation of a GenBank genome assembly